Molecule: messenger RNA, 1230 nt
Organism: Scophthalmus maximus (turbot)
Lineage: Eukaryota; Metazoa; Chordata; Actinopteri; Pleuronectiformes; Scophthalmidae
Gene: xrcc3
Product: X-ray repair complementing defective repair in Chinese hamster cells 3
Exons: 7
Coding region: 104-1123 (339 amino acids)
Biological process (GO): telomere maintenance via recombination; t-circle formation; resolution of mitotic recombination intermediates
Cellular component (GO): Rad51C-XRCC3 complex; replication fork
Molecular function (GO): ATP binding; four-way junction DNA binding; ATP hydrolysis activity
Source: RefSeq, a predicted model, not a curated record
CCCGGCGCAAACUGAUGACGUCUCAUGUUCGGGCGGGUGUUUGUCUAUGUUGUGAAAACAGACCGACGGAGACCGGAGCCUUGAGCCUGUCCUCCUCGUGGACAUGAACUGGGAUCAACUGGAUCUCAACCCGAGGAUCAGGGCAGCCGUGAGGAGAGCUGCUCUGACGUCGGUCCGAGACACGUUCUGUGUUUCUAGUCUGGACCUGCAGAGGUCCACCGGUCUGGACCGCUCCGAUGUCCAGCAGUUGCUCGGUGCCGCCGCCGCCGCCUGCAGACGACACGCACCCAUCCCAGCCGUCCUCAUCCUCCGUGGAGAGUGUGGCCUCAGAUUGACGGUGGGUUGUCCGGUGCUGGACGAGCUGCUGAGGGACGGUCUUCCUGCGGGGGGCGUCACUGAGCUCUCUGGAGAGAGCGGAGCAGGAAAGACCCAGCUAGCGCUGCAGCUGUGUCUUUGUGUGCAGUACCCGGUCCAGUACGGAGGCCUGAACGCAGGAGCAGUGUACAUCAGCACUGAGGACUCGUUCCCCAUCAGACGUCUGCAGCAGCUGAUCAGAGAACAGUCGUGUCUGCGCUCUGAUGUUCCUGCGGCAUUGAUCAGCAGCCUCCAGUUCACGGACCACGUCUACGUCGAACACGCCGCUGAUGUGGACGCCCUCCAGGUGUGUCUGUCCCGUCGCGUCCCUCUCCUGCUGACUCGCGGACUGGUCCGACUCGUGGUCGUGGACUCGGUAGCGGCUCUGUUCAGGUCUGAGUUCCAGGCUGAUGAUUGGCUUGAGAGGAACAAACAGCUGCUCACCUUCUCCUCCGCACUGCAACAACUGAGUCUGGAGUUCAACACACCUGUCCUAUGUGUCAACCAGGUAACUGAUGUAUUCAACAGAUCAAACGACACUUUGGGUCCUCUGUCCUCCAGCGUGUCACCAGCUCUGGGUUUGGCGUGGGCCAAUCAGGUGAUGGUCCGCCUGAUGAUGCAGCGUCUUCAGGGGUCCGUUGAACGUGGUGAGCAGAGCAGCGCCCUCCGCAGGCUGGAGGUGGUUUUUGCACCUCACUUGGCCCGAGGUGGACGAGACGCUGCCGUGUGGAGGGAGGGCCUGCGAGGAGUCAAAUAUACAUCAAGCUGAUGUAAAGAUACACUGAACUCAUCAGACACUUUUCAUGUGGAAGUUAAAUCAACUCAAUGUUGCAGGUGAAUUAAUGUUUACAAUAAAAUGUUCAGUGUUCAACUCUU